Messenger RNA from Phytophthora sojae, 1416 nucleotides. RefSeq lists its product as hypothetical. Bases 1 to 1416 code for a protein of 471 amino acids. The record is from RefSeq and is a predicted model, not a curated record. Gene Ontology annotation, molecular function: dihydrolipoyl dehydrogenase (NADH) activity; flavin adenine dinucleotide binding. Gene Ontology annotation, cellular component: cytosol. NCBI's taxonomy places the organism in Eukaryota, Oomycota, Peronosporomycetes, Peronosporales, Peronosporaceae. The transcript is spliced from 4 exons.
AUGAUGGGCGGCGUCUGCGUGCACACGGGCACGGUGCCCUCCAAGACGUUCCGCGAGGCCGCGCUGCACUUGACGGGGUACCGGCACAAGGCCUUCUACAACGGCCAGGCGGGCCCGAGCAAGCGCUUCGGCGUGGAGGACAUCCUGCAGCGCGUCAAGAAGGUGGAGGACGCCGAGACGGACAUCACCCGCCACCAGCUCAUGCGCAACGGUGUGCAGCUCAUCAACGGCACGGCCCGCUUCCUGCCGGGCAACAACCACAUGGUGGCCGUGCUCUCCAACGAGUCGUACGAGACGGCCACGGACGCCAAGCGCCACACCAGCGCCGACAUCUGCAAGCGUGUGCUGACGGCCGACAAGUUCCUGGUUUGCGUGGGCACGCGUCCGGCGCGUCGCCCGGACAUCCCGUUCGAUGGCGAGACGAUCUUUGACAGUGACCAGCUGCUGUGGGGCAAGGUGAAGACCGUCCCGCGCCGCCUGAUUGUCGUGGGUGCCGGCGUUGUCGGAAUGGAGUACGCGUCGAUGAUGACGAUCAUCCCUGGCACGGACGUGACGGUGAUCGACGGGCGCCAGGAGAUCCUCAACAUGGCGGACAAGGAGGUGUCCGAGGCGCUGUGCUACUCGAUGGCUCAGACUGGAACCCGUUUCUUGGUUGGCGAGACCAUUAAGAGCGUUGAGAAGACCCCCAAGGGCGAGGUUUUCGUGCAUCUGGAGAGCGGCAAGACUGUGGUCGGUGACGGUCUGCUGUACACGGUUGGACGCCAGGGCAACGUGGAGGGUCUGAACCUCGAGGCAGUCGGACUCGUGCCGGACAAACGCGGACGCAUCAAGGUGGACAACAACUUCCAGACUGCGGUGCCUCAUAUUUAUGCUGCAGGUGACAUCAUCGGUUUCCCGGGCCUUGCCUCGACCUCGAUGGAGCAGGGACGUCUUGCUUCCGUUCACAUGCGCACGUCCAAGCCGCUGAACAACAAGGAGCUUUCUGACGACAAGAAGAUGGAUGACCCGGACCGCGUGCGUACUCGUAUGCGCUCGGGUGAAGUGUUCCCGUUCGGCAUCUACACCGUGCCGGAGAUCUCGAUGGUGGGCAAGAACGAGCAGCAGCUCACCAAGGAGCAGGUCCCGUACGAGGUGGGCAUGGCUCGCUACGAGGAGCUGGCCAGGGGUCAGAUGCUGGGCGGUUUGCCCGGUUUCUUGAAGAUUAUCUUCUGCCCCGAAACCCUCAAGAUCCUGGGAGUGCACGCGAUUGGCGAGGGUGCUACGGAGAUUAUUCACAUUGGCCAGGUGGUCAUGUCGACGGGUGGCACCCUGGAGUACUUCCGCAACGCUGUGUUCAACUACCCGACGCUUGCGGAGGCGUACCGCGUCGCUGCACUCAACGGCCUCCGUAAGAUUGACCGCUUGCAGGACGAGUAA